GCUGCGUUAAAAGAAGAUGAUAUGAAAGAUAAUAUAUGUAUAUCACUUAAGGAAGAAAUGUCUGGGUCUGAGAAUGAAGAUGUGACUUUUAGCGAUGAAGAGUCAGAAUCAAGUCCAAAAAAAUUAAUCAUGAUUGAAAAUAAUAGUUUACCUAUCAUAAAACCUUCAGCAAAAGUAAAACUGAAAGAUAAAAAUUCAUUACCAUUAGACUUAGAUAAAGAAGCUUUACAGACCUUGGGAAAAGAAUUAAGGCUCGAGACUGAAAACUUAUUCUUUGAAAAAGAUAAUGAAAGAAAAUGUGAAGCUAUGGAAAAAAUUGUGCAACUAAUUGUUCAAGAUGAUGAAAUAUAUCCCGAUAUUUUAGCUGCAUUAGGUUCAUGUCUUAGUUGCCUAUUAAAAAAUCAAAUUGAAGAAAAAAAUUUUCCUUCAAUAUGUAAUGAUGAGUAAGUUCAUAUUAAGAU
Molecule: messenger RNA, 461 nt
Organism: Daktulosphaira vitifoliae (grape phylloxera)
Lineage: Eukaryota; Metazoa; Arthropoda; Insecta; Hemiptera; Phylloxeridae
Exons: 2
Coding region: 22-447 (141 amino acids)
Source: RefSeq, a predicted model, not a curated record